UGCGUCAACGGCAGUCCUGACGUCAUCGGCCUUGGACGGAAGUAGACGGCUCGUGGAAGGCUCCAGAGAAAGAUGGCGGCUUACAUAAAGAUGAUUCGGGCGGCUGGACUUCUCCACAGUAAGCCGGCUCACCUUGUCAGACACGAGGCGGUCGGGUGCUUUGGGUCCGGUCCGAGCGGGUUCCGCUCCGUUCGUUUGUAUAACAACAACAGCGGCGGCGGCGGCGGCUCGCUUCACGCCCCCAACAUGACGGCGGCACCUGGUCGCUGGACGCGGGUGACCGGCGUCUAUUCCGGACUCCUCGCGUCGUCGUCCUGCCGCCCCAGAGCCUUCGGGAACCGGGCGAGCGGCGCCGGCUUCUCCGCGGGGGACGGCGGGGAGAGCGUCGGCGGCGGCGGCGGCGGCGACGGCUCCGGAGGAGAGGAGUCCGGCGGGGGCGUCGGUGAGGACGCGGGACCUCAGAUGACGGCCCUGACCCCGAUGAUGGUGCCGGACGUGUUCCCAAACGUGCCGCUGAUCGCCGUGAGCAGGAACCCCGUCUUCCCCCGCUUCAUCAAGAUCAUCGAGGUGAAAAACAAAAACCUGAUGGAGCUGCUCCGGAGGAAAGUCCGCCUGGCGCAACCCUACGCCGGAGUCUUUCUCAAGAGAGACGACAACAACGAGUCGGACGUGGUGGAGUCCCUUGACGCCGUCUACGGCACGGGGACCUUCGUGCAGAUCCACGAGAUGCAGGACCUCGGGGACAAGCUGAGGAUGAUCGUCAUGGGCCACCGCAGGGUUCGCAUCACGAGGCGUCUGGAGGUGGAGCCCGAGGAGGACGAGGCGGCGCCCCUGUGGUCGCCCGAGUCGGACCCCCGAGGCAAAACUCCGUCCGGACGCAGGGUCAAGCGCGGCCGGACCGAAUCGGCGGGCGCUCAGAUGGACGACAGGAUUGCGGAAGCAGACCUGACGCCAGAACUGCGACCUCUGCCCUCCUCCGACGUCCUCAUGGUGGAAGUGGACAACGUCCUCCACGAGCACUUCACCGUCACGGAGGAAGUCAAGGCGCUGACGGCCGAGAUCGUCAAGACCAUCCGUGACAUCAUCGCACUCAACCCGCUCUACAGGGAGUCUGUUCUGCAGAUGAUGCAGGCGGGCCAGCGUGUGGUGGACAACCCCAUCUACCUGAGCGACAUGGGCGCCGCGCUGACGGGGGCCGAGUCGCACGAGCUGCAGGACGUCCUGGAGGAAACCAACAUCCCCAAGCGUCUGUACAAAGCUCUUUCUCUGCUCAAGAAGGAAUUUGAGCUCAGCAAGUUGCAGCAGCGUCUGGGCCGAGAGGUAGAGGAGAAAAUCAAGCAGACUCACAGGAAGUACCUGUUACAGGAGCAGCUCAAGAUUAUCAAGAAGGAGUUGGGUCUGGAGAAGGAAGACAAGGAAGCCAUCGAGGAGAAGUUCCGUGAGCGUUUGAAGGACAGGACGGUCCCUCAGCACAUCAUGGACGUCAUUAACGAGGAGCUCACCAAGAUGGCGCUGCUUGACAACCACUCCUCGGAGUUCAAUGUGACCCGCAAUUACCUGGACUGGCUCACCAGCAUGCCCUGGGGCACCAACAGUGAGGAGAACCUGGCCUUGGACAGAGCCAAGGAGGUUCUGGAGGAAGAUCAUUAUGGGAUGGAUGACGUGAAGAAGCGGAUAUUGGAGUUCAUUGCCGUCAGCCAGCUGCGAGGGUCCACGCAGGGCAAGAUCCUGUGCUUCUACGGCCCCCCAGGGGUGGGCAAGACCUCCAUCGCCCGCUCCAUCGCCCGCGCCCUCAACCGCGAGUACUUCAGGUUCAGCGUGGGCGGGAUGACGGAUGUCGCUGAAAUCAAAGGACACAGGAGGACGUACGUUGGUGCAAUGCCGGGGAAGAUCAUCCAGUGCCUCAAGAAAACCAAAACAGAGAACCCUCUGGUUCUGAUAGAUGAGGUGGACAAAAUGGGUCGCGGAUAUCAGGGCGACCCGUCCUCGGCUCUGCUGGAGCUCCUGGACCCCGAGCAGAACGCAAACUUCCUGGACCACUACCUGGAUGUUCCUGUGGAUCUUUCCAAGGUUCUCUUCAUCUGCACGGCCAACGUGACCGACACCAUCCCGGAACCUCUCCGGGACCGCAUGGAAAUGAUCAACGUGUCUGGAUACGUGGCUCAGGAGAAACUGGCCAUCGCCCAGCGCUACCUGGUGCCGCAGCUGCGCUCGCUGUGCGGCCUCAGUGAGGAGAAGGCGUCCAUCUCGUCUGAAGCUCUCAGUCUACUGAUCCGACAGUACUGCAGAGAGUCCGGCGUCAGGAAUCUGCAGAAACAAGUGGAAAAGGUCUUCCGCAAAGUUGCCUUCUCCAUCGUCAGUGGAGAGCAGCAAGAGGUCAGCGUGACUCCAGACAACCUUCAGGAGUACGUCGGGAAACCAGUUUUCACCGUGGACAGGAUGUACGACGUCACGCCGCCGGGAGUCGUCAUGGGGCUGGCCUGGACCGCCAUGGGAGGCUCGACUCUGUUCAUCGAGACGUCCGUGCGUCGUCCUUCCACUAAAGAUGGCAAAGGAGAAGGUUCUUUGGAGCUAACGGGUCAGCUGGGCGAGGUCAUGAAGGAAAGCGCCAAAAUCGCUUCAACCUUCGCCAGAGCGUUCCUCAUGCAGCAAGAACCUGAAAACGACUUUCUGAUCAACUCUCACCUGCACCUUCACGUUCCCGAGGGGGCCACCCCCAAGGACGGCCCGAGUGCCGGCUGCACCAUCGUUACGGCCCUGUUGUCCCUGGCGACCGGUCGGCCGGUGCGUCCCGAUGUCGCCAUGACGGGCGAGGUGUCCCUCACCGGGAAAAUCCUUCCCGUGGGAGGAAUCAAGGAGAAAACCAUCGCGGCCCGACGCGCAGGAGUGACGUGCAUCAUCCUGCCCGCGGAAAACAGGAAGGACUUCUCGGACCUGCCGGACUACAUCACGGAGGGCCUGGAGGUGCACUUUGUGAACCACUACGGUCAAAUUUACCCGGUGGUCUUCCCCAAGUCCUAAGAGCCUCCUGUGGGUGGCGUCUUUUAAAGUCCGCGUGGUCCAAGUUUGGCCGGACGGCGUCACGACCGACGCGCGCGCAGCCGACUUGUGAGGAGCUGUGAUGUCACCGGUUUGCUGCCAGGCGGCCUGGUCGGCUUCCGCUCACGUGACGGACAAACUCUUUGAUAAAUGAUUAUAAUUAUUAUUUUUAUUUUAUAUUAUUGUCAUUGUAUGAUGGAAGAAAUAUAACAUUCAUGACAAC
Syngnathoides biaculeatus (alligator pipefish) is the source of this 3262-nucleotide messenger RNA. It is a transcript of the gene lonp1, whose product is annotated as lon peptidase 1, mitochondrial. The coding region runs from base 73 to 3021 and encodes 982 amino acids. The transcript is spliced from 21 exons. Gene Ontology annotation, biological process: protein quality control for misfolded or incompletely synthesized proteins; chaperone-mediated protein complex assembly; mitochondrion organization. Gene Ontology annotation, cellular component: mitochondrial matrix. The record is from RefSeq and is a predicted model, not a curated record. Gene Ontology annotation, molecular function: ATP hydrolysis activity; serine-type endopeptidase activity; ATP-dependent peptidase activity. NCBI's taxonomy places the organism in Eukaryota, Metazoa, Chordata, Actinopteri, Syngnathiformes, Syngnathidae.